CAACGUCUCAAACGGAAGGUGAUUGUCGUCUGAGCCAGAAGCUGGUUUGAAACUGGGGGGUGGGAUCCGGCGGCUGUCGUUGUCUGUCGUCUGUCGCUGAAGCCCCGCUUCCGGGCUAGGCCGUCCCUGCUCGCCCCGGCCCCGCCUCUCUUCGGACCCUGAGGUCCCAGGCCCGGCUCUCCGCCUGACGCGCGCCCCCCCGCCGCAUCCCGCUGCCGACCCGGCCCGCACUGCGGCCCCCGCCGCAGCCAUGUCCCUGCACGGCAAACGGAAGGAGAUCUAUAAGUAUGAGGCGCCCUGGACCGUCUACGCCAUGAACUGGAGCGUGCGUCCUGACAAGCGAUUUCGCCUGGCGCUGGGCAGUUUCGUGGAGGAGUACAACAACAAGGUUCAGCUUGUUGGUUUAGAUGAAGAAAGUUCGGAGUUUAUUUGCCGAAACACCUUUGACCAUCCAUACCCCACCACAAAGCUCAUGUGGAUCCCGGACACAAAAGGCGUGUAUCCGGACCUACUGGCAACAAGUGGUGACUAUCUCCGUGUGUGGAGGGUUGGUGAGACGGAGACCAGACUGGAAUGUUUGCUAAAUAAUAACAAAAACUCAGAUUUCUGUGCUCCUCUGACCUCCUUUGACUGGAAUGAAGUGGAUCCUUAUCUUUUAGGAACCUCCAGCAUUGACACAACCUGUACCAUCUGGGGGCUGGAGACAGGGCAGGUGUUGGGGCGAGUGAAUCUUGUGUCUGGCCAUGUGAAGACCCAGCUGAUUGCCCAUGAUAAAGAGGUCUAUGAUAUUGCAUUUAGCCGGGCUGGUGGUGGUAGAGACAUGUUUGCCUCUGUGGGUGCUGACGGCUCAGUGCGGAUGUUUGACCUCCGCCAUCUAGAACACAGCACCAUCAUUUAUGAAGACCCACAGCAUCACCCACUGCUUCGCCUCUGCUGGAACAAGCAGGACCCUAACUACCUGGCCACGAUGGCCAUGGAUGGAAUGGAGGUAGUAAUUCUGGAUGUCCGAGUUCCAUGCACGCCUGUCGCAAGGUUAAACAACCACCGAGCAUGCGUCAAUGGCAUUGCGUGGGCCCCACAUUCAUCCUGCCACAUUUGCACUGCAGCGGAUGACCAUCAGGCUCUCAUCUGGGACAUUCAGCAAAUGCCCCGGGCCAUCGAGGACCCUAUCCUGGCCUACACAGCUGAGGGAGAGAUCAACAACGUGCAGUGGGCAUCCACUCAGCCCGACUGGAUCGCCAUCUGCUACAACAACUGCCUGGAGAUACUCAGAGUGUAGUGUUGGAGGCGCCAUGUUCAUGAGGCUUUCGUGUUUCCCGCCUCUGCCCCGCCCCAAAGUAAGAAGAAACAUGUUUCCAGUGGCCAGUGUGUCUUUCAUUGCUUUGCACCCACUGUUACCAGAAGCUGCUCUAGGAGUUCCUGGCCAGUCACCCCAUUGCUCUCUGUGCUGCACUCAGGGCUGUGUGGCACCUCCUCAGCCCAGGGCUGAGUUUUAAGAUUUUCUCUCCUUUCUUCUUCUUUAGUUCCUCUAUUAAACAUUUCUGUAUAUUAGUUUGUCAGCCGUUGUGUUAAUGAGCAUUACAGGCACUGGCUGUGUUUGUAUUCAUCUGCCCCAGAUGUCUCUGACUGUUGCCCAAGGCAGCAAUCUAUGUCCAUGUCCGUGUUAGCACUUAAGUGGGAACAAAUACCAAUUUGAAGUUGUCUUUCCUCCUAUUAUCAAUGUCUGUACAAAUUUCAACUUUGUAUAUUUUUUAUCUAUCAGGCUAAUUUUUUUAUGAAAAGAAUUUUACUCUCUGGUUUCUUCCUUUGUUUCAGAGUCCUCCCUGAUAGCACCUUCCUCUCCUCCCUCAGUGCCCAAACCUGGCACUAGGCCCUUGACUCCAUGAGCAGUCUGCCUUCUUGCAUCACUGCCUGAGCAGAACAGACCUGACUGGGAGUCCCAAACCGCCUUGGUGCUCUGUAGUUGGCCAGCUUUCAAACUUUUUUUCAGUCUGGCUCUUCUCAGGUGCAUUCUGGGCUCCAAAACACACAUGUGAAGCCUUCUGUUUCUCACCAAAGUACCUCUGUCCAACCCCACUGGGACCUAUUGGGAACGUGCUAGAGCUGAAAUAGGCUGAUUCAGGCACCUAACUUGAGGGGAAUAGUUUCAGGAAAGCUGAGCCUAGAGCAUAUUUUCAGUACAUAGUUCAGAGUCUGUUUUUCCCUCCAAAUAAAAGCCCCAGGCCAUUCUGUUUCAUGUCUUGAAUGAUGGACAAGAAUGAUUUAUAAAUUAAACUUUGUUAUUUCUGUUUGGUUAAUUGCGACUGGUGGUAUAUCAGCCACUCUUUGGAUUGAGAGCUCUGAGGUGAGAGACUCCAGCUUGAGAGGCAUCUGAACAAGAUCUCCGUUAGAGUAAGGGAGACUGUCAGCUUUUGUAAGGGAGGCCAUCAUGACUUCAGACCAUCAAGUAAAUAGUUGAGAACACAGGGUCAUCCAGGUAAGAGCUCCAGUUUAAGUUUGAGCAGUAUUUGAACUUGAAGGCUGCAGGGAUCUGUUUCCAUUAUGUGAAUGAGUUCCAUGGGGGCUCUUGGAUGUCACCGGUAGUUGGCUGAAUUUGGGACAUGCUCAGAUUCUGGGCGGGAGUUUGCCCGGUUCAUCUUGCUCUGCCCAGUGGCUGAAAGUUUCUAAGACCCUGAGAGCAGCAAACCAUCAGGCUGAUGAUUUUGUCCACUGAGGCUCUCACCUGCUCUUGAGAAACAAGACAGUUAGCUUUGAUCUUCUGAGUCCUUUGAACCCUUUGGUUGAGUCUUCCUUUUCAGAAGCAGAUGUAUUUUUAUCCCCAAAGCUCUUUGCUUUACUACACAGGGGCUGUCCCAAAGUAAAAACAAAAGGCCCUUUUGUUAGAGUAUUUCCUUUCUACCUUUUACUUUUUUAUUCUGGUUUGGGGGCUCUUUGGCUACUCAGCUGCUUGAGGUUUACUCUCCUGCAUUUAUCAGAUUUGCAGCGUGUCAUUUGGAGAUGUGAAGUGAGCAGUUCUUGGUCAGAACCCUUCUUUGCUAGUAGUUAUGUUUGACGUCUCCAGAGCCCUUCUCUCAAAUUGAUGGCUGUUUGCUCUAGGAGGAAAAGGGUCUGAAGUGGAGAUGAGAAUGGAAGAGAGAGCUGGUCCUGCUGAGGCAGGGCUUAACUGUGCUGAGAUCUGAUUUAAGAUUCCUUCCCUGAUCUGCACCUAAGCCUGAUCUGAAUAGUGAGAUUUGUACAACUAGAAUUCAAAAACAACCUGGAGAAAAAUAAUUGGUUAAUAGUAAUUAGAAUAUACUUGGGUAAAGUUGCUAUUUAUUCUGGGAAUCUAUAGCUUCUGAUGUUUUCCCCCUUGCCCUCUGGACUCUUUCCUAGCCCCAUCACUGUCCUUAGGCGCCACAGUGCAGUCCUGACAUCCAGCCUGGGGCCUAGCUGAGACUCCCACACUCCCUGAGCAAACACUCCCAGUUGCUGGGAUGCUGGGGUUUGGAAGUCCUGGUUCUCACCCUCUGUGCCACAGGCCAAAUGCCUCAUGUCUGAGGAGGGGAUUUCUGCAGUUCCAGGACUGAGACAGCCUCUUAGCCAGCCAUGUUCCAGGAAGCAGAGACCUGUGUAGUUUCAAGAGCAAGUGUCUGUUUAGUUUGUUUAGAUUCUCAAAUUGUCAGUCAGAGACCACGGUGGGGGCUCUAGAUCUGCUCUCCUCGAGAGGGAGAAGAGAGCUACCAGGACUUCACUGGAAAGGCCACACCCCCUCUGGGCUCUUGCUCUGGUGACCCUUUGGCUUGUUGGUGGCCCCUGAGCUGUAGCUGCCUUUGGUUUUUCUCUUCUCCUCUGAGGGGAGAGGAGGAAGUGCUGAAUAAAUUAGGCCUCGGGUUCCACACACAGAGCUGGCGAAUGGGCACAGGGCUUCAAGAGCUUGAGUGCUUACCCUCUGGAGAGUUUAACCCUCUCCUUUUAGGUAGGAAUCGGGCUGCAAGAUGAGGACUUGAAGAUGGAAGAUAUUUGAUAAUGAGGUGAGAAUUUCUUGUCAGAACCAGGAUUGGCUCUCAGAGAACUGGUUAAGAUUUGGGAACAGAAAAAAUUGAAACUUCGGCAAGGUUUUGAUGGUAGUUGUGGCUGAAAUUUUAGGAGGCGAUUUAGGAUGUGGGAGAAAAUCAAUAGUAAGUGUUGCUUUAGAUCAAAGGAGAAAGUAUUAGAGGGCAGUAAUGGCCUGAGGUGAGGAAGUAUUCAGACUGCUGUGUGGCAUGAGUUGAGACUGUGUUAGAAAGCCGAAGGAGCAGAGGUUGUAAACAGUCAUGCUGAAUUCCCCACGCUUCCCUUUCCUCUUACCCUCUUUUCCCACUCCCUUUCCACUGUAAAGCUUUCUCUGCUGCAGCCUGGGCCUUAAAUUCCUAGGCUGUACAGAAGCUGCAGGGUUUUUCAAACAUGGCAGUGCCAGCCCCGUACCAUCUCUCCACCUUCCCCAGUUUGAGAAUUUGGCAGUUCCUUCAACUGCCUGGCUUGGGGUAAGGGAGACCAUUGAAGUAGAAGUCUCAAAGCAGACUCCCCUCUACCGUCUGUACUUCAGAAUGAGGAAGGAGCGUUAUGCUUGGCACUUCAGUCGAGUUUUCCUGGGAGGAAAGCUGAACUGAGUAGUCACUAUGAACUAGGGCCGGGCUCUCUAAGAAUUAUCUUUUCUGUACUAGCUGAACUAGCUACUGAGGAAGUCCCAUGUUGCAGAGCCUUGCCCACCUCCCCCAUCUGCACCCUUUUCUUCUCCCACAGUGGUCAUUGCUGCUAAUGGUCAAAGGCAAAUGUACGGGCCUGGUCCUCUCAGGCUUCUUUCUGGGUGUUAUUUUUUAAAUAUAGGACAUGUAGGUGCCUUUCCAAAGAGGCUUGGACUGGUAUUAAAAACUAGAAACAAAUAAGCUAAUGGAAGUAUGAACUCAAGAAGAAAGAUGUUGGCAAUCUGUGUAACAGCUGGGAAACUUUUAAGUGCCCACCUUUGGGACAAGUAAGUGAAUAUGAACUUGUGAUAUCUGCUAUUUGAAAGAAAUUUCUCACCUUGGGUUGAUUGUGUACAGUAUGUUAUGAAACUUGUUGAGCUAAAGCUUUGACUUGCUUGAGUCAAGUAUGAAUCAUUUACUUUGGUUCCUUCGUAUUUUAUGACUUUCCAUCCCUCCUCUCCCUAGUGUGAAUUUGUAGCAUGAUUGUACAAACCUCUCUGUAGAAAUGGAGAUUUCUUGUCCUCUGAAAUGUUACGCUCUAGCCAAUCGAUCUAGCCUAGUGUAUCUGGACUUACUUUCUUAUUAUAUAUUUAAACUUUUCCUCUAUUCUAUGGAUUUUGUGGCCUCCUAUGGUCAGGUGGAGAGGAAGCUGCCCCUUACACAACUGUACUGUAACUAUUUUUCUUUUUAAGAAAUUAUUUUCACAGGACUGAUUGUACACAGGGCUUAUAAUAAAAUUUUAACACUGUGCUGUGAAACCACAAUGGUAAAUCCCCACUGACGGCUAUUUCAAAGGCACCUGAAAGUGGAGUGUUAUGUCUAUGACUUUAUUUCUUGCUUCCUGAGUAUAUUAAACCUAAUUUUUGCCCUUUCAUUCUGUUUCAGCCUCCUGUAUAAGACCGUAUUUUCUGCCCAUCAUACUUUGUAAUAAAACUUGAACAUAUAUAGGUUGACUGAA
Messenger RNA from Pipistrellus kuhlii (Kuhl's pipistrelle), 5661 nucleotides. It is a transcript of the gene DCAF7, whose product is annotated as DDB1 and CUL4 associated factor 7. The record is from RefSeq and is a predicted model, not a curated record. Gene Ontology annotation, cellular component: nucleus. The coding region runs from base 251 to 1279 and encodes 342 amino acids. NCBI's taxonomy places the organism in Eukaryota, Metazoa, Chordata, Mammalia, Chiroptera, Vespertilionidae. The transcript is spliced from 7 exons. Gene Ontology annotation, molecular function: protein binding.